GAUUCAGACCAGCACAUAAGCAAAAAAAAAAUCAAAAUGGGGCACAGAGUCCGCGGUUUGAAAUUGUUGAACUCAAUGUUGAGUCUAGAAUGCAGCAAAAUGUUGAAGAAACUGUUGUUCCUCAAGCUUGUGCUGAUCUUUACUGGACACUGAAGUGUUUUGGGUACAGAUGAGAAAUGAUAAAGGCAAAACGUCAGUUAUGGGAGUGGUGUUCAUCCUCCUGAACAGUAACCGUAUGGUAUAAUGGAAGAGUUUAUCAGAAAGGUGACCAUGAACUGCUCUGUUUCUACUUUCCGAAUAGCCACUUUCGUCAAGAGUUCUCGGAUACUUCUGUCUAAAUCCAAUCUGCAAUACUUGAGCACCUCAGCAACUUGGAGCGCAGCAGCAGAGAGAAAUGUGCCCAACAGCAAGAAUCUCAAAGAGGAAAACCAAAUUUCAAAAGGCCCAACCAAACCAUUACCAAAAUGUGCUGAUGUGGUGGUGAUGGGUGGAGGCAGCCUGGGCUGCCACACCUUGUACCAUCUGACAAAAAUGGGGAUCACCAACGUAGUCCUGCUGGAAAGGGACCAGCUGACAUCUGGAACCACUUGGCACACUGCCGGUCUCUUGUGGCAGCUGCGGCCCAGUGACAUUGAGAUCGAGUUGCUGAGCCAUACGAGGGCAGUUGUGAGUAAAGAUCUGGAGGAGGAGACUGGGCUACACACAGGUUGGAUUGAGAAUGGUGGCCUCUUCAUCGCCUCCAACAAACAGCGACUGGAUGAAUACAAACGCCUCAUGUCGUUGGGUAAAGUCUUCGGGAUUGAGUCAUAUGUGCUGUCCCCUGCGGAGACGAAGGACCUGUACCCCCUGAUGAAUGUGUGUGAUCUGUAUGGUACACUGUAUGUCCCCACUGAUGGCACUAUGGAUCCUGCUGGGACCUGUUCUACCCUUGCACGAGCUGCCACAGCAUGUGGGGCAUCGGUGAUUGAAAACUGUCCAGUGACAGGGAUUCAGGUGAAGGUGGAUGAUUAUGGAGUGAGGCGUGUCACUGGUGUAGAGACGGAGUAUGGAACAAUACAGACAGCUUGUGCAGUUAACUGUGCAGGUGUGUGGGCUCGGACACUGGGAGCAAUGGCAGGAGUCAAUGUCCCACUCAUUGGCAUGCGCCAUGCAUAUGUGGUAACAGAACGGAUUGAAGGUAUACAGAAUAUGCCGAAUGUUCGGGAUCAUGACAGCUCUGUAUAUCUCCGUCUCCAAGGCGAUGCCCUGUCUGUUGGUGGAUAUGAGCCAAACCCACACUUCUGGGAAGAGGUAUCAGAUAAAUUUGCCUUCAGCCUCUUUGACCUGGAUUGGGACAUUUUCACUCAGUUGAUUGAAGGAGCUAUCAAUCGUAUCCCUGCUUUGGAGACCACGGGGGUGAAGUCGACUGUGUGUGGCCCAGAGUCAUUCACUGCUGACCACAAGCCCCUGAUGGGAGAGGCUCCCGAGCUCAGAGGCUUCUACUUGGGAUGUGGAUUCAACAGUGCAGGAAUGAUGUUGGGGGGUGGCUGUGGAAAGGAGCUCGCUCAUUGGGUCAUCCAUGGACGACCAGAGAAGGACAUGUAUGGUUACGACAUUUGCCGUUUUCAUCACUCACUGACCAACAACAAUCGCUGGAUCCGAGAGCGAAGCCACGAGUCCUACGCCAAGAAUUAUUCAGUGGUUUUCCCUCACGAUGAGCCCCUCGCUGGAAGAAACAUGAGGCUCGAUCCCCUGCAUGAGGAGCUCGUUCAACAGGGUUGUAUAUUCCAAGAGAGACAUGGAUGGGAGCGUCCUGGCUGGUUCAAUCUUAAGGGACCUGCUCCGAUUCUGGAUUAUGAUUAUUACGGAGCCUAUGGCAACAAGCAGCAUGAAGAUUACAGGUAUAAACAGUUAUUAUGGGAAGAUUACACCUUUGACUUCCCCCCGCACCAUAAACAGAUUAAGUUCGAGUGUGAAAGGUGCAGGAACGCAGCUGCCAUCUUUGACAUGUCCUAUUUUGGGAAAUUUUAUCUUCUGGGCCCAGAUGCUAAAAAGGCAGCAGAUUGGCUAUUUUCUGCUGAAGUCAGCACGUCAGUAGGUAAAACUGUUUACACUUGUAUGCUGAAUAGUCGAGGUGGGACUGAGAGUGACCUCACAGUUAGCCGUAUCGAAACCGCUCCACAAGGAACAGCACUCACGCCUGCCUUUGAAGGUGAUGGCUAUUAUUUGGCAGUCGGAGGUGGAGUGGCCCAGCACAACUGGACCCAUAUUAGCUCUGUUCUUCAGGACCAGAGGCUGAACUGCCAACUUGUCGAUUGUUCAGAAGAACUUGGAAUGAUCAGCGUGCAGGGACCCAAGAGUCGCUCAGUGCUGCAGGAAGUUCUCGACGCUGACCUAAGCAACGAGGCUUUUCCCUUCUCGACACACCAGAUUGUGAAGGCAGCUGGACACACAGUGCGGGCUAUGAGACUCUCGUUUGUUGGUGAGCUGGGCUGGGAGUUACAUGUGCCACGGGAAUCGUGUAUUGCUGUUCAUCGUGCCGUGAUGCAAUCUGGGGCCAAGUUUGGAAUCAUCAAUGCUGGUUACAGAGCCAUUGAUUCACUCAGCAUCGAGAAAGGUUACAGACACUGGCAUGCUGACCUUCGAUCCGAUGACACCCCACUGGAGGCCGGGCUCGCCUUCACUUGCAAACUGAAGUCACAGGUCCCGUUUCUUGGUCGGGAGGCGCUGGAGAAGCAGAAAGCCGAGGGGCUGUUUAAACGCUUGCUGUGUUUCACCAUUGACGAGAAGGUCCCCAUGUUCGGCCUGGAAGUGAUUUGGAGGAACGGGAAAGCUGUCGGACACAUCCGGAGGGCAGAUUUCGCAUUUACACUCAAUAAGACGAUAGCUUAUGGUUACAUCAGGGAUCCUGAUGGUGGAGUGGUAACACCUGACUUUGUGAAGAGUGGCAAGUACUCACUGGAGAGGAUGGGCAUUUCCUACCCAGCAAAGGUCCACCUCAAAUCCCCCUUCGAUCCAAACAACAAACGAGUGAAAGGGAUUUAUUAGUGAGGAUCCAGGAGGAAGACUGCUUGUGAUCCCAGAGCUUUGAAACCAGGAAAUAUGUGACCAGGAAUUUGCUGCAUUGGCUUUGUGUUCCAGCCCUGUAAUUGGAAGAUCAGUUUCUGGAACACAUAGAGGUUUUGGUGAAAUUUCUGAACUGGACAUUAUAACCUGAGCCUUUACUCCUGACUUGUUCAGUGCAAGGGUGUAAUUUUAAUAUUUUACUGAAUUGAUACAAAUUCUACAGUUUUUAUAAUCAUUUUCAAUCAAGUUUUAACAAAUUAAAGUUUACAUCAGUGCCA
This is a messenger RNA of Carcharodon carcharias (great white shark), 3323 nucleotides long. RefSeq names its product sarcosine dehydrogenase (gene sardh). Bases 244 to 3027 code for a protein of 927 amino acids. Gene Ontology annotation, molecular function: protein binding; oxidoreductase activity. Gene Ontology annotation, cellular component: mitochondrion. The transcript is spliced from 21 exons. The record is from RefSeq and is a predicted model, not a curated record. Lineage: Eukaryota; Metazoa; Chordata; Chondrichthyes; Lamniformes; Lamnidae.